Lichtheimia ornata is the source of this 1872-nucleotide messenger RNA. RefSeq lists its product as uncharacterized. The transcript is spliced from 12 exons. The record is from RefSeq and is a predicted model, not a curated record. Bases 1 to 1872 code for a protein of 623 amino acids. Gene Ontology annotation, cellular component: exocyst. Gene Ontology annotation, biological process: exocytosis. NCBI's taxonomy places the organism in Eukaryota, Fungi, Mucoromycota, Mucoromycetes, Mucorales, Lichtheimiaceae. Gene Ontology annotation, molecular function: phosphatidylinositol-4,5-bisphosphate binding.
AUGCAAAGCCGAGGAGAGAACACUCUAAACCGUCUCGAUGAAGAUGCUGGUGAGCUCGAUUAUCUAUCCAAACAGCUGGGACGAAUGGACGGCCUCUCGGAUGAUCUGAUUGGCAUCUUGGAUGGCUUCGAAGGACGUCUUAUGAAGCUGGAAGCAUCUAUCAAACCGAUACAUAGCUCGACGCAGAACCUCACCAAACUUGCAAGCAAUAUCGACCGAGCCCUUACAGCAACCGAUGAUAUCGUCAAUUGUUUGAAUUUGCCAAGCAAAGAGGAUGCUUUCAUUACCAAAGGACCUGACGAGCACAAUGUAUUACCUUACUUGCAAACGAUGGGGGCAUUGAAGGAUGCGGUGGAUAUGGUUGAAAGCAGUAAUCUACGUUCGUGUGAGAAAGCUGUCAAUCAAAUGAAACAAUUGCUCAAGGCUGGUAUGUUGCAUCUCGAGACCUUAUUCCGCAAAUGGCUAUCAUUCGUCAGUGAUCCUAUUGAUGCUACAAGCGUACUUGAUCCAAAUCAUGAGCCAUUACCAUCAGGAUCGCUCAAGGAGCUUUCACAAUUAUCAACUUAUAUCUCGGCUUCAGAGAAGGAAAUCGGCUAUGCUGUGGACUUCACCAAACCAUACAUCGAGAUUCGUUCAGCCUACCUUGUCAAAUCGCUUCAUUCUCUUGCACAAUCGGUACAGCUAUCCGAACGACACCAAGGCAUUUCAUAUGAAAAGGGCUCUGGCGAAUUCUUGAGAUACAUUGAAUGCUUUGCAAAGAUGAUCCAGGAUGAGCAAGAGUUUGCUACGAGAAUUCUUCAGAAUCCUACACAGCGAAUGGCAGCUCUGAAGGGAACCAUUGCACCGGCUAUGCAUGAAUUGGUAUCUGCAGGACGACAGCUCAACAUGGUGGCCAAACGUUUGAGCUAUUAUGACACCAUCUUCAUCUUCGAUAUCAUGGACAAAUAUGAACGUGAUUGUGCACCCAUCUUUAAAGAGCUCUCGGCUGAAGUGGAUUUGAGCGAGUGCACCGAUAUGAUCUCGACCUUCAAGCUCACAGCACUCAAGAUUUUCUUCGACUUUAUGGAGGAUGUCAAGGGCAAAAAGGAGAACAAUGCGUUUACCAAUAUGAGUAGUGAUGGCACAGUACACGAAAUGACAAGCAAUACCCUGAACUACCUCAAGCGUCUUUAUCUUUGGCGAGACAUUGUGGAGCCUUUGUUGAUCAUCUUGGGCGACGGUGGCUGGAACCAUCCUAUUUCGCUCUCCAAUAUACCUGAACAACAGCAACCUUAUGGCGAGUCAACAAAAGGAUUUAUGCUUCUCCAGAGCUUUUUCGGCGAUGCAUUGGAUCAGCUGACAAUGUCGAUUCAAAGUCGGUCACGAGGAUACAAGAAACCUGCAUUGGCAACCAUCUUUUUGCUCAACAAUUACAACCAUAUCUUGCGUCAGAUUCGAACACCACCCUUGAAUGCCGUAUUUGAUGACUCGACGGAGAUGAAGUUCAGCAAGCUCGUCAAGAAGCAAAUCGACUCUUAUCAAGAUUCAUGGAAGCCGUGCGUGGAAAAUCUUAUGGAUGUCACCUAUGUGCGUGGUGGUACUAUCAAGAACUCCAUGGGCAGUGGAGAAAGACAACUUGUCAAGGAACGAUUCAAGAACUUUAAUACCGAGUUUGAAGAAAUUUGGCGUGCACAGACAACUUAUGCUGUUCCUGACGCUGAACUACGAGCUCAAGUCAUUCGCGAUGUCAAAAAUGUGUUGGUGCCAAUGUAUGGUCGCUUCUUGGACAAGUAUCAGGGUACGGAUUUCACCAAGAACCCGGCCAAGUAUAUUCGUUACGACAAGGAUAAAUUAGAAAAGAUGUUGAACCAUUUAUUUGAACCUACUGCUUAA